Messenger RNA from Onychomys torridus (southern grasshopper mouse), 2494 nucleotides. RefSeq names its product RCC1 and BTB domain containing protein 1 (gene Rcbtb1). The transcript is spliced from 13 exons. Gene Ontology annotation, molecular function: protein binding. The record is from RefSeq and is a predicted model, not a curated record. Bases 189 to 1784 code for a protein of 531 amino acids. Lineage: Eukaryota; Metazoa; Chordata; Mammalia; Rodentia; Cricetidae.
GGCUGCGGGCGGAGCCGGCGGCGGCGGCGGCGGCGAGGGGCUGGCGGAUCGUGGGCCUGGCGGAGCGGCCUAGCAGGGAGAGGCUUGGUUUUGAAAACCAAAGGAUUAGACACGCUGGGGAAGUAAUGUCCCAUUUCCAUAAAGCAGAGAUGUCAGCUUAUUUAUAGGAACCACCCAAAGUCAGAAUCAUGGUGGAUGUAGGCAAGUGGCCAAUCUUCACUCUGCUCUCACCCCAGGAAACUGCAUCGAUCAGGAAAGCAUGUGUCUUUGGUACCUCUGCCAAUGAGGCAAUCUAUGUCACUGAUAAUGAUGAGGUCUUCGUGUUUGGACUGAACUAUAGUAACUGUCUAGGAACUGGAGAUAACCAGAGCACUCUGGUGCCCAAGAAACUAGAAGCCUUGUGUGGAAAAAAGAUCAAAAGCCUUAGUUACGGGAGUGGCCCCCAUGUCCUCCUCAGCACUGAAGAUGGAGUUGUCUACGCCUGGGGCCAUAAUGGAUACAGCCAGCUGGGGAAUGGGACCACCAAUCAAGGCAUUGCUCCUGUCCAAGUCUGUACGAAUCUCUUGAUCAAGCAGGUGGUUGAGGUAGCCUGUGGUUCACAUCAUUCAAUGGCUUUAGCAGCUGACGGAGAGUUAUUUGCAUGGGGCUAUAACAACUGUGGUCAGGUGGGGUCAGGAUCUACAGCAAAUCAGCCAACUCCUCGGAAAGUUACCAACUGUUUACACACUAAGAGAGUGGUCAGCAUUGCCUGUGGUCAGACCUCCUCCAUGGCUGUUCUGGACAGUGGUGAGGUAUAUGGCUGGGGCUAUAACGGCAAUGGACAGCUGGGCUUGGGAAACAAUGGCAACCAGCUGACCCCAGUCCGAGUGGCGGCUCUGCACGGCGUGUGUGUGAACCAGAUUGUCUGCGGCUAUGCACAUACUCUGGCACUAACAGAUGAGGGCUUGCUCUAUGCCUGGGGAGCUAACACAUAUGGGCAGCUGGGGACCGGGAGUAAAAAUAACCUGCUAAGCCCAGCACACAUCAUGGUGGAAAAAGAAAGGGUUGUAGAGAUUGCAGCCUGUCACUCCACCCACACCUCUGCCGCCAAGACCCAGGGCGGGCAUGUGUACAUGUGGGGCCAGUGCCGGGGCCAGUCGGUGGUCCUUCCCCACCUCACCCACCUCUCCUGCACCGAUGAUGUGUUUGCCUGCUUUGCCACGCCUGCUGUUUCCUGGCGCCUCCUCUCCAUGGAGCAUGAAGACUUUUUAACAGUUGCAGACUCACUGAAGAAAGAAUUUGAUAGCCCAGAAACUGCUGAUCUGAAGUUUCGAAUUGAUGGGAAAUAUAUUCAUGUCCAUAAAGCUGUUUUGAAAAUCAGGUGUGAGCACUUCCGAUCCAUGUUCCAGUCCUAUUGGAAUGAGGACAUGAAGGAGGUGAUAGAGAUAGACCAGUUUUCUUACCCUGUGUACCGUGCCUUUCUCCAGUACCUCUACACAGACACAGUGGAUCUGCCACCCGAGGACGCCAUAGGUCUGUUGGACUUGGCGACGUCGUACUGUGAGAACAGACUCAAGAGGCUUUGUCAGCACAUCAUCAAGCGCGGGAUUACUGUGGAGAAUGCUUUUUCACUAUUCUCUGCUGCAGUCAGAUAUGAUGCAGAGGAUUUAGAAGAAUUCUGCUUUAAGUUUUGCAUCAAUCAUUUGACAGAAGUUACACAGACUGCGGCAUUUUGGCAAAUGGAUGGCCCCCUGCUAAAGGAGUUCAUUGCUAAAGCCAGUAAAUGUGGAGCCUUUAAGAACUGAAGCCUGAGGCUGCUGGGCUGGGUGUGAGUGCUUUGGGGCACUGUGGGUGAUGGGAUUCUGCAGGUAAAACCCCACCAGGUUGCCUUUGUCACAUCAAAGACAGUGCUCUCUAGGAAUAUAUAUGAAGGAUGUUUGCUUUUUAUGAGCCUGUUUUUCACAACUCUUGUUUCUAGAUAUGUAUACUUUAAAUGUGAUUUUCUUACAUUGGGCUGAAUGUUGUGAAAGGUGAAAGCUUGGUUGCUUUUGUUUUUUUAAUUUUGAUGAGAGGAUCUUUUGAACUUGGAUUAAGGAAGUUGGUGAGAUGUCCCUGGGCCUUUGGCAACAAGCCUUUUCACAUUGCUUGUGAGGAGAAGCCCUGCCUGUGCUCCCUGAGAGCUGCCACUGUCGCCACCUUCCUGUGGGAAGCAGCCCUGUGGGAGGCUAAGAAAUAGUGUUGAACAUGCACUGAACCCACUCCAGCAGUCCAGAGAUGUGUAGGUUUGCCGAGGGUCUCUUAAGAUGUGGACACCUAGGGCUGGUAAAGGCUCUUAUCACUAAGCCUGAUGACUUAAGUUCAGUCCCUGGGACCCCCAUGGUGGAGAGAGCAGACGUUACAAGUUGUCCUCUGACCGCUAUGCAUGUUCCAUGACCACACACGUGCACACCAUUUUUAAAGAAGUGUAAUAAAAACUAAAAGCUUGGGGUUGGGAAUUUAGCUCAGUGGUAGAGCG